Molecule: messenger RNA, 1366 nt
Organism: Papaver somniferum (opium poppy)
Lineage: Eukaryota; Viridiplantae; Streptophyta; Magnoliopsida; Ranunculales; Papaveraceae
Product: GDSL esterase/lipase At3g62280-like
Exons: 5
Coding region: 34-1119 (361 amino acids)
Molecular function (GO): hydrolase activity, acting on ester bonds
Source: RefSeq, a predicted model, not a curated record
CUGCUCAGUUCUAAAGCAGCAAGAAGCUUAGAAAUGACUUCUUUUACAGUCUUGUGUGUUUUUCUCUGUAUUUUCUUUGUUCAGUUUCAUCACACUUUGCAAGCAACACCACCCAUUUUAUUCAGUUUUGGAGGUACGGGCGCAGAUACAGGUGGAUAUGUCCCUGCCUCUGGUGUCUAUAUCGGUAUGCCCCAUGGUAGUACAUUCUUCCGCAAGGGCACCGGUCGGUUUGGUGAUGGACGCCUAAUUAUCGACUUCCUUUGUGAAAGUUUGAAGGUCAAGUACUUGAGCCCAUUUUUGGAGUCAUUGGCACCAGAUUUUCAAAGUGGUGCAAAUUUCGCCAUCACGGGUUCAAAAACCACCAUGGAUAUAUGGGCACCCUUUUCACUAGACGUACAAGUUAAACAGUUCUUUCAUUUUCAACUCCGUUCACUCCAACUCCUCUCAGAAGGUCACAAAGAUAUGACCACUGAAACUGGAUUCAGCAAUGCGCUUUACAUGAUUGACAUCGGACAAAACGAUCUUUUAGAUGCCUUAUAUCUAUCAAACUUAACUGCACCUCCAGUACUCCAAAAGAUUCCAGCAAUGCUUGCAGAAAUCAAAUUAGCCGUUCAGAAUCUUUAUAAAACUGGUGCCAAGAAGUUUUGGAUACACAACACCGGGCCACUAGGUUGUGUCCCGAGAGAGCUUGCUCGUCACCCUCAUAACAACACGGAUCUUGAUGCAAUUGGAUGUUAUAAGGUUCACAAUGAUGUGUCCGUAGCUUUUAAUAAAGGAUUAAAGGCUCUUUGUGAAGAACUGAGAUCAACAUUUACAGAUGCAGCCAUUGUCUAUGUUGAUAUAUAUAGAAUCAAAUUCGACCUUUUUGCCAGAUACAAAAGAUAUGGUUUUAUCAAACCACAUAAGGCUUGUUGUGGGUAUGGGGGUGAACCAAACAAUUACAACAAGAAGGCAACAUGUGGCCAACCUGGCUACACAAUCUGCAACGAUGUAACACAAGCUAUAAGUUGGGAUGGAUUUCACUACACCGAGGCGGCUAACCGUAUAGUUGCCUCACAAAUCCUUUCUAAAAAAUUUUCCACGCCACCUAUAACCUUGGCUUCAUUUUGGAGUUCUUGAUUCUCUUUUAUUUUAUCAACAAAAAAACGAUGAACGGGUCAUGUGAGAUUGAUAAUUUCAGGUCUAUUAAAUAUGGAUUGGGGUUUAAACAUGCAUAUCAAGGAAAAAUAUGUAGUGGCAUCAGCUUCACAUUUAGUCUUUUCAAACCUAAUUCAAACUUUCUUUGUUUAAGUGUGUAAAACGAUGUUUCUCCAAAAGUUGUAAUCGUUAAAAUUUCAUAAAUGAGCAUUAUGAGUGGUUCACAACA